AUGGACACUGCUCGGAGAUUGCGAUCAUCAUGUGAUGCUUGCGGAGCUGCCAAAACCAAGUGCGAUCGAAUCCAGCCACAAUGUGGCCGUUGCAGUUCCAUGAACCUGUCCUGUGUGUACGGACCUUCAAAGCAGCUUGGAAAGCGCCCAAGAAGAAGACUUGAUUUAGGCUCGAGGAUUUCUGAUCGUGGCGCGGCACCUUCUCAAGCGAACGCUGCAUAUCGGAAACCUGUUAUAGAGGUAUUCGGCACAGAACGCAGUGUUACCAAUAGCAGUUUCGAUCCCACUCUUGACUUGAGCAUGACGCCCCCUCAAGAUAUGAGUAUCACGCCUCCUCAAGACAUCCAAUUACCAUUACCACAAACAUCCAUUGCAUGGCCCCCGACUGACUUUGAACUAUGGGGCGACCGACACAGAUGCUACCACGAGUCUAAUGAUGUCAUCCAACUGCUCUCUAUUCCAGAGAGAUUGUUCGCAGAUGAUGCACCAAUCGUUCUGGAUGUGUCUGAUAUCCUUCAGGCUACUAGACGGGCAAUAGAGUCUCUCAAUCGGCUGGUCGAUUGCAGCUGUGCUAAGAACCGAGGUCAUCAGGCAAUGCUAUACGCGUCUCUUAUCUCACGUGCCUUGUGGUGGUACCGUGAAGCAUCUGGUGAUGCGGGUUUUCGCGCACCAGAAGCCACGGGUAUGCCGUCACCCAACACUCCAUCUGAGAACUCGGCACCACCGGCCAGCGUUCACCAGAGCACUGAUAGAUGUGUCAGAAUCAAGGCGUCAGCGGUCACUGUAGGUGGUUUCAACAUCGACGACCCCCAAAUGCAACGCACCUUUCGAAAUCAGCUUAUUCGGCAUGAAGUGACCAAAGUGGGACCUUUGAUUGAGAAGUAUGCUGCAUUAGCGACCGAUCCAGAUGUGCGAGAAGAGGACAAGAUCCUAUUCUUAACGUUGGGCGCCUGGUUGAGAGCAGAUCUUUCCAAAGCCAUUGCAGCUGUUGCAGACGCAAGUAAUAGAGCUGAAGACAGUUGA
Messenger RNA from Paraphaeosphaeria sporulosa, 1023 nucleotides. RefSeq lists its product as uncharacterized. Gene Ontology annotation, cellular component: nucleus. The record is from RefSeq and is a predicted model, not a curated record. Bases 1 to 1023 code for a protein of 340 amino acids. Gene Ontology annotation, biological process: regulation of DNA-templated transcription; aflatoxin biosynthetic process. Gene Ontology annotation, molecular function: DNA binding; zinc ion binding; DNA-binding transcription factor activity, RNA polymerase II-specific. The transcript is spliced from 2 exons. NCBI's taxonomy places the organism in Eukaryota, Fungi, Ascomycota, Dothideomycetes, Pleosporales, Didymosphaeriaceae.